AUUUAAUUAGUUGCAAUGUUGUUUAGAAUAAUUAUUAAUUAGGUUCCUAUCUAGAGAAGAAAACAGAUCUAGAAUUCUGUCAAACACAGAGGGCUAUAGAAAGGAAAAUCCCUUUCAAUUACGACAUAGCUCAUUGUGGGAGGAUUGAAUCGGAAGAUCCAUACAAGAAGAUUGAGACGAGCCAAGAUAACAGGCAAAACGUAUUGCAGAAAAAAAAAAAAAAAAAAAAGAAGAAAGAAAAACAGAUCACACUCAGCUGGCGAGACAAGGGAGGACUGCUAGCUAGGAAGAUCAAGACGAACGAAGUUAAGGGGAAAGUCAAAAUAAGAACGAAAUUCACAAAAAAAUAAGGUUGGUCCAACAAAGAAGCAUGGCAGAGGCCCGUAUCUUAUCGAUGAUGCGAAAGCUGGAAUGUCGGCUAGCAAGGUCUAACUGUUUGAACAUUUGCAUGAGGCUAACGUGCUUCCCUGAUGACAGCAUUGGUGUAAGGAAAUGGAUAGACGAGGAGCAAACAGAAAUGAUAAAUGAGCUGAGAAUGAUUGUGGAUAUAAUGAGAGACAAUAAAUUGGAAGAGGGGAGACGCCUCGAUUAUCUCGUAUGCGACGUUGCCGAGAUGGUUCAAGUUGCCCUCGUCUGCGAAUACCACUUUCAGGUUCGCCAAACCCUAACGUGGAUCAGAGAAAUCAAAAAGCACUUACUUAAAUUGGGGGUGGAGACAGACUCAGGAAAUGUCGGAGAAGAUGAAGAUGAAGAUGUGGUGGGAUUGGUGGAUGCUGUGGAAAAGCUGCUUCGCACGAGGAUCCUCAACGAGGAAAUAAGUCGUUCGACUCUGCUUCUGAAAGGCAUGUCUGGUAUUGGGAAGACACUUCUUGCCAGACAAUUAUACAACCAUUCAGACGUCGUUGCCCGAUUUGAUCGCCGUGCUUGGGUAUGUGUUACUCACCUAACUAUUAAAGAGAUACUUAUGAAACUAAUACAACAGGUAGUGAAAAGUGAGGAACUGGAAAGAAGAGAUUCGUUGUUGGAAAAAAUGGAGCGUGCAGACAACCGAAGUCUCCAAGAAAUGCUUCACCGAUACCUACAAGGAAUGCGAUAUCUCAUAGUUCUUGACGACUUGCCAAAAAGAAUGUACUUGAGAUCUAUCUUGGAAGCUCUUCCACGUGAAGGUGAAGCAGGCAGAGAAAGUAGAUUGGUGAUCACAAGUCAUACGACAAAUUUAAAUCCAAUCGACAAUUAUGAAGUUUAUGAUAUGGAAUUUUUGGAUUCUAAUAAGAGCUGGCAAUUGUUUUUACAAACAAUAAACAGUGGCAAUACAUUGAAAAGUGAGUUCAAAUUCCCAAAGGAGUUGGAGAAGAAAGGAAAAGAGAUGUUGACCAAAUAUUGCUGCGGUCUGCCAUUAGCUAUAAAAGAGGUGGGAAAACAGUUAGCAAAGAAGAGAUGCUUAGGGAGUGAAUGGGAAGAACUUCUUCAGCAACCAUUUGAUUUGGGUACAACUUUGGAGAAAUUGGAUCCGUUUUAUCAUAAAUUAGAUGAAGAAGUGAAGCCAUUAUUCUUACAGAUGGCCUUCUACAAGGAAAAUACAACCAUGAGGCAAAAAAAGUUGGAACAGAUUUGGGUUGCAGGAGGUUCAGCAAAUGUUGCUCAAUACUAUUUAAAAGAAUUAGUUCAUGAUUCUUUUAUUGAGUGCAAGGAUAAGGAAACAAGGUAUCACAUGAAUGCUAUACUACACAUGUUAUCCAUCAAAAAAGCUGAGGAGGAAAUAGGUUUUGAAAUCCUAAGAAGCAAUGGAAAUAAUAGACCCUCUCAGAGUCCUCGACUCCAUCGUGUUAUCAUUUGUAGCAGAGACAAGUUCAACUACUCCACGGAUCAAGAUAAACAUCUUGUUUCUCUCUUCUUCCAUGGAGGUGGCUACUUCGAUUCUGGUCCAUCCUAUUGGAAGAGUUUUGAACUACUUAAGAUACUUGACUGGGAAGAUUUUGGGCUAAAGAAUUUACCAGAGAGUAUUGGGACAUUGAUUAAACUAAGGUACUUGGGAUUGAGAAACAAUCACAUUCAAGAGCUCCCAGACUGGCUGGGGCGCUUGAAAGAACUUGAAGUUCUUGACAUAGCUCAAAACUUCAUGAUGGAGGUACCAGAUAUUAUAUGGGAAAUGGAUAGCCUUGUUCACCUCUACAUGUCUGAUGUGAUUUGCCGGAAGCCUUUGAAGAUAGACGCGCUACAGUAUCUGAAGACCUUAACCUAUGUCUCGGUUGAUAAUUGGACUUAUGAGCUCUCGGGCUUAAAAAAGUUGAGGUUUCUUGAGAAAUUGGGCAUAGAAGAAUUGGACGGAAACUCAGAUGUAAGCAAGCUCUUUGUGUCAUUGGCUGACUUGGAGUAUCUUAAACACCUAAUCUUAAGAGGGUAUCGUUUCAGAAGCAUGCCUUGUUUGGAUGAGCUUGCUAUUCUACACAUUCUCAAAACACUCAAAAUAGAUGGACUCCUUGCCAGGCUUCCAAGAAGUUUCCCUCCAAAUAUAGAAUCAUUGACGUUGGCGAAUAGCUGUCUUGAUGAAGACCCCAUGUCACAACUAGCGGGGAAGUUACCCGAGCUAAAAUACCUGAGAUUGCAGAAUGCAUACACUGGUAAACACAUGGUGAUUUUGUAUGACUGCUUUCCUAAUCUCGAAGUCGUCUGCCUUGAAGAGUUGUGGAAUCUGAGAAAGGUAGAAAGAGAUCUUUGGUUCGGGAGAUUAGAAAUCAAGAAUUGUCCAAAUCUGGAAACCCUCCCUGAAUCGAUAAAAUAUUUGCAAGAGUUAAAGAUGGUGACGACCAAAAUCAUUGCAACAAAGAUCCGGAUGUCAGGCUUAAUCUCCAAAAUGACGGAAGUGGAUAUCAAUCCAUAAGCGUGAGUGUAUCAGCGCAGUUUAUUUAAGUUGAUAUGUUUUGUUUGUUGGCAUUUGGAUAUUCUAUAAGUUUUUGUUCCUUUUGAUUUUGCCCCUCGUUACUGUGUGUUUUCAGACAACUUUAUUCACCAUUUUCACAAAUAAUUGUUGUAUAAUGCCCAACAUGUGACAUAUUUAAUCCUA
Salvia miltiorrhiza (redroot sage) is the source of this 3064-nucleotide messenger RNA. RefSeq names its product putative disease resistance protein At1g58400. The coding region runs from base 371 to 2881 and encodes 836 amino acids. The transcript is spliced from 4 exons. NCBI's taxonomy places the organism in Eukaryota, Viridiplantae, Streptophyta, Magnoliopsida, Lamiales, Lamiaceae. Gene Ontology annotation, biological process: defense response to other organism. Gene Ontology annotation, molecular function: ADP binding; protein binding. The record is from RefSeq and is a predicted model, not a curated record.